AUGUACCCAGAAACAUCUCAAGGAUCUGGAUUUCCUGCUUUUGGAAAUUCAGCGGCCAGACCGUUCUUAUGCUAUGGUGCAACUGAAAUCGGAGGACCAGAAAGUCAAGAACUCAAAAAAUCGGCAAUUAAAAAUUGUGCGAAAACUUGUGGAUUUUGCUGCCUGACGCCAGAAUUCGAGUGUAAAAAUUCAUUGUUCCCCCGUAUCAACUGUGACCUCCUGACACCUGAUCACUGUCUCUCUCCAAUUUUCCACGACUACAUUGCUCAGGAUUGUCCGAAUUACUGUGGAUUCUGUGGACAAGGUGCAACUACACGUAUGCCAACUGUAAUAGAAGAUCCAUUGAACCCUUGUUGGAAUCCGGAUACUUCUGCUUCUUGUGCCACGUGGAAGGAAAAGGGAUACUGUACAAGUGAAUUGUAUACAAAAGAGCAAAAGAAACAAUACUGCGCAACGACUUGUAGAAUUUGUUGA
This is a messenger RNA of Caenorhabditis briggsae, 474 nucleotides long. The transcript is spliced from 2 exons. Bases 1 to 474 code for a protein of 157 amino acids. NCBI's taxonomy places the organism in Eukaryota, Metazoa, Nematoda, Chromadorea, Rhabditida, Rhabditidae. The record is from RefSeq and is a predicted model, not a curated record.